CAGGAGAGAAUUUCCGCCAUUGCGAUAAAAAAAAGUUUCCGAAAAAAAGUGGCGUCUUGUGCAGUCGUUCUUUUGUUUUUUGUAAUUUUGUGGCAUUUUAAUGCAAAUUUCGGCAGAGUUUUAGUGGAAAUCCGUUCAGAGAGAAUCUGGGGAUAACGUUUGGGGUCAGAAUUCUUUUCCGGAUGGUGGAAUUUCCCCAGAAAUGGAGCUUUAUUGUGAGGAUCGCUUCAUCAACUUUCCGGCCUCCGUGGAAUUUCAGCUGAAUGGACGCGAUGCUGGAGAGUUUGAGGGCUUCUUGCCCAACAACAGCCCCAUUGGAACACCGCCAGAAACCUGGGAGCAGGAGUGGAACAUGCUCAAUCAGGAAAUUUUCUCCACGAUCAGCGACUCGCCUGUGAAUUUCGACGUGCAGAAUGUGCAAGAGCCUCUGGGUUCUCCGGAAUCUCACCAAGAAUUGGAUCAGCAUCUCACUGGCCACCAGCGCAGAUCAAGGGCCAAGGGAAAGCUCAAGGACACCAAAUCCUACUGCGUCUUCUGUUGCAAUAACAAGGAAAGCAGAGAAGUGUACAUGAGUCACCGCGUGAAGGAUGCCCAAGGAAGGGUGACAUGCCCCAGGCUCUUCAACUACGAAUGCCCCAUCUGCAAGAAGAAGGGCGCCGAGGCUCACACCGUCAAGUACUGCCCGAAGAAGACCAUCCUGACGCCCGAAAUGGCCGAGAUGCAGUAUGCCUAUGAGCAGGAACGGAAGAAUUUGAAGAAGAAACUUAGAGUUUGCAUCCCCAGAGUUGAACCCUGGAAGUCCCUUCUUUAUUCUGCUCUCUGCCCAAACGACACUCUCAGCAUGAUCCAUUGAAUAUUCAAUGUUUGAAUUUUCCUGUAUCAAGGUAAAAGUUCUUAUCUUGAUUUUCAUUUUUGUUCGUUUUGAAUUUUGAAUGCUCUUGUUCUGAGCUUUUUGAAGACAAAGCUCUACAAAAAAUUAAAAGUUUUCCUAGUUGUUUACAUAAAAUAUGUAUUGCAUGUGAAGUAAAAUAUCUGUUCAUUUUUUUUGUGCUUAAUAAAGUUUUUUUCGGAAGAGAAGAAAAA
This is a messenger RNA of Phlebotomus papatasi, 1083 nucleotides long. Its product is annotated as nanos homolog 2-like. The transcript has a single exon. Gene Ontology annotation, cellular component: perinuclear region of cytoplasm. Lineage: Eukaryota; Metazoa; Arthropoda; Insecta; Diptera; Psychodidae. Gene Ontology annotation, molecular function: zinc ion binding; mRNA binding. Gene Ontology annotation, biological process: negative regulation of translation; oogenesis. Bases 203 to 853 code for a protein of 216 amino acids. The record is from RefSeq and is a predicted model, not a curated record.